UUGAGCCGACCCACCCAUGACAUAGCAUGAUCUUUAACUUUUCACAAACGAAACUCAAAACUGUGGACGUUAACGUCAAGUAAAACGUUAACCUUAAGAAGCUUCAUCCCACUUGCUUUAAGAAUGAAUACGUGCUGUAGCUAGUUACAGAUCUCUUCUGGCAUCAAAAUAGAGGUCCGUUUUUUUGUCAUCUCCUGCCCACUUCUGACCUCAUGUGAGGCUGGGCGAGGGAGAGGCUGAGAGGAGACGGGAGCAUGGCCGCUUUUGGGAACGCCCGCGCCACCAAAGUGACCAAGGCGGCGCGCCUCAAGGAGGACGGAGCGUUGAGCGCCCCCACCGUCCCGGGUCGGAACGGCUCCGACCCCCGCGACUCCGGGUCCCACGCCGCCAUGCUGGAGAAGACCCAGGAGUUCUUCCAGAUAUGUGACAUCGAGGACAAGGGGUUCAUCACUCGCAGGGACAUGCAGAGACUCCAUGGAGAGCUACCCCUCAGCGCGGAGGAGCUGGAGAACGUCUUUGACACGCUGGAUGCUGACGGGAAUGGCUACCUCACACUGGAGGAGUUCUCCUCGGGAUUCAGUCACUUCCUGUUUGGACGGCGGAUCUCCGUGGUGGAGGUGACGGAGGAGCCGGCCUCUCCCCAGAGUCCCCCGGAGGCGCUGUACCAGAGCCAGUGGGAGGAGCGGCUAGCGGGGAGCGAGGACGACGAGGAGAAGCACUUCUGCAUCCUCAUGGAGAGCCUGGGUGCCAACAACGUGUUCGAGGACCCAGGGGAGGUGCGCAGUCUGUGGGCCCAGCUCCGCCGGGACGAGCCCCACCUCCUGUCCAACUUCGAGGAGUUCCUGGCUCGAGUCACCGUCCAGAUCAACGAGGCCAACCAGGAGAAGAGGGAGAUGGAGAGCGCGCUCAAAAGGAAAGCGGCGACGCAUGAUGAUGAGAUUCAGCGCCUGUACGAAGAGAUGGAGCAGCAGAUCAAGAACGAGAAGGACCGCAUCCUACUGCAGGACUCGGAGCGCUUCAUGUCCCGCAGCCAGGACCUGGAGUAUCAGCUGUCCCACAAGGAGCUGGAGCUGGAGCAGCUCUUCCAGAAGCAGAGGAGGCUGGAGCUGCAGUGCAGAGAGCUGCACAGCGAGCAGCACGAGACCAAGGUGGAGAACGUGAAGCUGAAGCAGACCAACGAGGAGCUCCUGCGGGAGCUGGAGCACACCUGCCAGGAGCUGGCGCUGGCGCAGGAGCAGCUCACCCUGCUGCAGGUCCAGGCCUCCCGGCUGCACGACGAGAGGGAGCUGGAGCUGUACAGGGUUACAGAGGGGAUGCAGAGAGAGAGGGCGAGCCUUCUCAAACAGCUUGACCUGCUGAGGGAAAUGAACAAGCAUUUACGAGAUGAGAGAGAUAUGUGUUUCCUUAAACCCAAGAAUUCAGCCAGAAAAGCUUCGCGGAAGCAGAGAUCAGGUUCAAUCGGCCUUAAAUACUCAGAGAGAAAACAGUCCCAGAAAAGUGAGGAUGAGGAGGAAGUGACAUCACUCUCCAGGAGGAAGGACUCUGGGGGCAUGAACGGGCAUGGCCCCGCCCCCGGCCAGGAGGGUCAGGGUGCGGGUAAACCCGGGGUCAGAGGGCAGCUCGGGAGAAUCAUCUCCAUCGAGGAGGAUCACCUGCCGCAACUCCUGCAGGAUCAGUACGAGGCCCAGCUGCAGGAGUGGAGUGAGGAAGAGGAGGAUGAGGAGGAGGAGCACACCGACCUGGAAAUGAGUAACAUCUUCCCAGCCAGUCCCACCGCCGCUGUCCCUGUCACCCCAGAAGAGCCUCCACCCACUGACCACGGGGUCCCGUCACCUAGCAACGGAGACACCCCUUCGUCCCCCAGAGGACAGCCCGUGGGAAAGGAAACGGUCCUUCACGAGGAGGGUGUGGUCACCACCCCAGACCGCCUCUUUAAGAUCGUCCUGGUGGGGAACUCCAGCGUGGGAAAGACCUCGCUGCUGCGCCGCUUCUGUGACGACUGCUUUUACCCGGGCACCUCCGCCACCGUGGGUAUUGACUACAGUGUGAAGACUUUAACAGUGGAGAACAGCCAGGUGGCGCUGCAGAUGUGGGACACAGCUGGGCAGGAGAGGUACCGCAGCAUCACCAAGCAGUUCUUCCGCAAGGCGGACGGUGUGGUGGUCAUGUAUGACAUCACCUCGGUGCAGACCUUCACGGCCGUGCGGCAGUGGCUGACCAGUGUGCAGGAAGGGGCAGGAGAGGAUGUUCCCAUCAUGCUCCUGGGGAACAAAACUGACAAGGAGAGCGAGAGGGAAGUCCAGGACAGAGUGGGCGACAAAUUAGCCAAGGACUCCCAGCUGAUCUUCUACGAGUGCAGUGCUCUCUCUGGCCACAAUGUGGUGGAGUCCAUGGUCCACCUUGCCAAGAUCCUGAAGGAGCAGGAGGACAGGGAGAAGCAGAGGACUGUGCAGCUGGUGGACGACCCCUCCAGAAAGAAAUCCUGCUGUUCCAGAAUGUAGAGAGUCCGGCCGGGGUCUGACUGCCACCACUGUUUCUGCCACCGCUUCCCUUUGACCUUUAACCUGUAACCUUUAACCUUUAGCCACAAUCAGGCCUUGCCUGGUGAACCCCACUGCUUUAAUCACUCUCUCCGCGUUCUCUGCUGCCACUCUUGUUUCGUUACGCUGUGAAUCUGGAAGCACGUUCAUGUAAUGUUUUAGAGCCAGAGCUUAGCACCGGAGGUGAGGAAAUGUUGAGUCUAGCCUUGACUGCGUCAAUAGGAAGGAAAUCCACCUAAAUUCUAACAGGGGUUAAUUAAAUCAUGAAAUAUUAUCA
Megalops cyprinoides (Indo-Pacific tarpon) is the source of this 2817-nucleotide messenger RNA. Its product is annotated as ras and EF-hand domain-containing protein homolog. The coding region runs from base 255 to 2501 and encodes 748 amino acids. Gene Ontology annotation, molecular function: GTPase activity; GTP binding; calcium ion binding. Lineage: Eukaryota; Metazoa; Chordata; Actinopteri; Elopiformes; Megalopidae. The transcript has 18 exons. The record is from RefSeq and is a predicted model, not a curated record.